Talaromyces rugulosus is the source of this 1362-nucleotide messenger RNA. RefSeq lists its product as uncharacterized. Gene Ontology annotation, molecular function: transmembrane transporter activity. The transcript has 4 exons. Gene Ontology annotation, cellular component: fungal-type vacuole membrane. Bases 1 to 1362 code for a protein of 453 amino acids. NCBI's taxonomy places the organism in Eukaryota, Fungi, Ascomycota, Eurotiomycetes, Eurotiales, Trichocomaceae. The record is from RefSeq and is a predicted model, not a curated record.
AUGAAUGCCGACAAUGAACUCCACGAGCUGUCACCAGCCGUAAACGAGCGCGCUGAAGGAUGGCAAUCGCCUCAGGAAAUCGAGGUACCUGGUUUGCCGCCCGCAGAUCACGGUAGAGACGCGUGGAUGGCCCUUGUGGCAUGUGUUAUUGUCCAGCUCCCAAUCUGGGGAUUCUCUCUUGCGUGGGGAAUUUUCCAAGAAUACCUCGCAGACGCCGAUAUUCGUGGGGAUAAAGGCAGCAUUGCAGUAAUUGGGACGACAUCAAGCGGCAUCUUGUAUAUGCUCUCACCGAUCACGUUCGCUCUUCUGACCAAGUAUCCACGUAUGCGAGGAUAUUGCGGCUGGGCUGGCGUUUUUAUUUCCGUUAUCGGAUAUACUGCAGCGUCCUUUGCUACCGAAGUGUGGCAGUUGGUUGCCUCAUUGGGAGUAUUGUCAGCUCUUGGAAAUGGCUUGUUAUUUACGCCCACAACACUUUAUCUAAACGAGUGGUUUAUCCAGAGAAAGGGACUGUCUCUUGGAACCAUGUGGGCAGGGAAGAGCGUGUCGGGUGUUAUUUUGCCAUUCAUCGCCCAAGCAACUUUAAAUCGGUUCGGAAUGAGUAAUACACUUCGUGCAUGGGCUGUUCUGACCGCGGUGAUUACUAUUCCACUUCUCCGGUUCAUCCGCCCUCGGCUUCCACUGCCUCCAUCGCACACGCCUCGUCGCCUAGACAUGGGCUUUCUGCGCCUCAGUAGCUUUUGGAUCCUCGAGCUAAGCAAUAUCAUCCAAGGGCUCGGAUACUUCCUUCCUUCCGCCUAUCUAUCAUCAUUCGCUACAAACAUUGGCCUCUCAAGUACUCUAGGAACAUUUUUGCUUUCCUUAUUCAAUGGCACAUCCAUCUUUGGCGGUAUUGUCAUAGGCGUGCUAUGCGAUAGAUUCGAUGUCUCCAACAUGAUCCUUCUUUCAAGUGUAAUGUCUGCCACGUCCGUGCUCUUAUUUUGGGGCCUCUGUCCGAACGAUGGCGGCGCUAGUCACCACCAGGAAGUUGUCGUCAUCGCUCUUCUCUCCCUGUUUUCCCUCACCUAUGGCUUUUUUGCCGGCGGUUUUAGUUCAACCUGGUCGGGGAUGCUGCGAGAGUUGCAGCGGCAGAGUCCUGCGAUGGAUACUGGACUAAUUUUUGGUCUGCUUGCUGGUGGUCGCGGAAUCGGGAAUAUUAUUAGCGGGCCUGUCAGCGGGUUGUUGAUACAGGGGAAAGCUGGAAGUUCACUCUCCGGAGACGGGUAUUCAACAGAGUAUGGACCGUUGAUUUUGUUUACGGGUAUAACGGCUGCAUUGGCAGGGUACAAUGGUGCAUGGAAAAUGAUGAAAAGGCUAGUUUGUUAA